This is a messenger RNA of Racocetra persica, 279 nucleotides long. The record is from the annotation of a GenBank genome assembly. Lineage: Eukaryota; Fungi; Glomeromycota; Glomeromycetes; Diversisporales; Gigasporaceae.
AAUUUAACAAGCCAAGUAACCAGUUAAUUCAAGAAUGGGGAAUUUAUUGUGGUGGAGAGGAAAUUUUUGAAUUAGACUUUGAUAUUGAAAAAUAUUGGUUAGAAAAAGCCCGUUUUUUACCUUGUUUAAGCAAAUUAGCUCUAAAGUAUAUUUGGCUUCCAAUUUCUGGUGUUGAUAUAGAACGCAGUUUUUCUGCAUACAAAAAUAUUUUAAGUGACAAACGGCAUUCACUUUCUCCCGAAUCUAUUGAAAUUCUAAAUAUGUUAUAUUUUAAUCAAC